Messenger RNA from Ostrinia nubilalis (European corn borer), 3543 nucleotides. Its product is annotated as optomotor-blind protein-like. The transcript is spliced from 9 exons. Gene Ontology annotation, biological process: regulation of transcription by RNA polymerase II; cell fate specification; positive regulation of DNA-templated transcription. The record is from RefSeq and is a predicted model, not a curated record. Gene Ontology annotation, cellular component: nucleus. Gene Ontology annotation, molecular function: RNA polymerase II cis-regulatory region sequence-specific DNA binding; DNA-binding transcription factor activity, RNA polymerase II-specific. NCBI's taxonomy places the organism in Eukaryota, Metazoa, Arthropoda, Insecta, Lepidoptera, Crambidae. The coding region runs from base 1 to 1626 and encodes 541 amino acids.
AUGCGCUUCGAGGGCGCGGAGCGGCGCGACGCCGUCGCCUUCCAUCCGUUGCUGGCACCGCGGCCAAGCGAUUUCUCGGUUUCGGCGCUGCUGACGGCGGGAGCCCUGCCGCCCCCGCCGUACCUGCCGGCCGCACUGGCCGCCGCCGCUGCGCUGUCCGCGCCUUGCCCGCUGCUGAAGCCGCCGCCGCCGCUGUACGCGCCGCUACCCCCCGACGACGACGGAGUCGUCGAUGACCCGAAGGUCACCCUGGAGGGCAAGGACCUCUGGGAGAAGUUCCACAAGCUGGGCACCGAGAUGGUGAUCACCAAGAGUGGCAGACAAAUGUUCCCACAAAUGAAGUUUCGCGUCUCUGGUUUGGACGCGAAGGCGAAAUACAUCCUUCUACUUGACAUCGUCGCAGCCGACGACUACCGAUAUAAGUUCCACAACAGUCGGUGGAUGGUCGCCGGGAAGGCCGACCCUGAGAUGCCGAAGAGGAUGUACAUCCACCCCGACUCGCCCUCCACGGGGGAGCAGUGGAUGCAGAAGGUCGUCUCCUUCCACAAGUUGAAGCUGACCAACAAUAUCAGCGACAAACACGGAUUCGAGCUCAUCUAUAGCCAAAGCCAACGGAUGUUGUCAAAGUUGCUGUGGCCCAACCCGGCCCCUAGUGCGCCCAGAGACCCCCACUCAGAUCAUUUGACGAUCCUGAACUCGAUGCACAAGUACCAGCCGCGGUUCCACCUGGUCCGCGCCAACGACAUCCUCAAGCUGCCCUACUCCACCUUCCGGACCUACGUGUUCAAGGAGACGGAGUUCAUCGCGGUCACGGCCUACCAGAAUGAAAAGAUCACGCAACUGAAGAUCGACAACAAUCCCUUCGCGAAAGGGUUCCGGGACACCGGAGCGGGAAAACGGGAGAAGAAUCUGUCCGUGUACCGCAGGCAGGCGCUGCUGACGGCGCGCUCCGACGCGCGGGACGAGGACGACGAGCGGCCGCUGGACGUGGGCGGGCCCAGCUCGCCGCCGCCCCCGCCCACCACCACGCAGCACUCCACCAGCUCAUGGUUCAGUUCGAGUGGAGGCGGCGGCGGAGGCGCGGACUCCGGCCCCGAGGAGGUCAUCGAGGCCGGCUCGGACUCCUCGUGCUCGGGCGGGCCCCGCGCGUCGUCGCCCCCCGCGGGCCCCUCGCGGCCGUCUCCCGCGCCUGACGUGUCCCUGGGCCCGCCGGUGCAGCCGCCGCUGCUGCCGUACCUAUACCCGCCGUCGCUGUACCCGCCGCCGUUCUUCCCGCCGCACCAGAUGCCGCCGGGGCUGCUGUUUAACUUGCACCCAUUGCUGCAGCAGUACUCGCUGCCGCCGCCGCCUGCCCCGCCGGCGCCGGCGCCGCCGCUAGGGAAGGGGCACCGGUUCGCGCCGUACGCGCUGCCCGGACUGGGCUCGGCGUUCGAGCAGGUGGCGCCGCGCGCGCGCAGCCUAAGCUCGUCGCCGGCGCGCCGGCCGGGCUCGCCGCCGGCGCGCGCCGCGUCCGCCGACCCGCCGCCCGACGCGCCCACCUCGACCACGUCCAGCACACCGCCCGCCUCCGACCUCAAGAGCAUCGAGCGCAUGGUCAACGGGCUGGACGUGGAAACACAGGACUGACUCGCGACGUAGCCUUGUACAUAGCGUGUAUUUAUAUUCAGCCUCGCUCCGAAGUCACCUGAACGCGGGCGCCGUUUUGUAUCGUUCCUAUUUUGUUUUCCUUUCGAGUUCUAUUCGGGUCGAUUAGGGCUUAGUGCGAGUUUACAUCAAUCGUCACUAGUGAGCGCGUUAAAAAAGUGUUAUGAAGAUUGUAGUGGACAGCCGCUCGGGCGGGCAAAAAUAACGAAAUACCUUUAAAAAUAAUAGGUUUAUUUUCACCAAAAAUGCCCAGACGGCUAUCAAAAAACGUACACUUCAAAACUAAAAACAAAAGGUAUCAAAAUUAAUAAAAAAAAGUAUAAAAACAUAAAUAAAUAUCAAAAGAGGUUGGUCCACCUAUCGGUUCCCAACAAAGAUUUUAGUUCUUGAAAGUUUCCGCGAGGGACGCUGUACAAUCCGUCAUACAUUUAACGUCACUUUUUUACGCAGUCGAUAUCGAAUGCGUUUGAAGUAAACUCACACUACGCCCCCGUAUUGUAAAUAGUCGCUUACUAGGUGGCGACCGGUCGCGGCCGGCACACGGUGGCUUUCAUCUUUAUCGCGUAGCUCUCACAGCACUCCUGGAGUGCACGUGGAUGUGCGUAGUGCUUCUCUGAUAACCCUCAAAUGGCAAUGAGAAUAACCUCCAUCGAAGGACGGUGCAAUUGCGUAAUCAAUAUUGGACCUUAUUGCAUUCGUCGAUUGUAUACUUUUGCACCUUAACUUGUUUAACCUACUAGUAACUCAGGUUGUGCCAUUUGAAGGAAUCUCCGUGGAAGUACUUUGUUAGAGCGUAAUUGUUGAUCUGGUCAGUGUUCUGUAAGAACGAAGAUAUAUUCAGAUUUUAAAUCUUGAUUGAGAGACACUAUCUUAGGAGCACUACUGUGAUGUGUUCAUCUUAGCAUGAUCCCCUUAAAACUGUCGACAUUUUGAAAGGAUAUCUGAAGCUUGAAUCAUGAUAGCAAAAGCAGUCUAUUUUAUUUAAAAAGAAAAGCAUAAUAAAGUACGAUAGCUGGAUCUUGCUACUAUGAGCGUGUAUCACGUGACACCGACAUCGAACCUAUGUACCACGUAGGACACAUAGCAACCACUCAUAGACUCCACUGCAAUAGAAAUAGGUUAUCAAUUUUUCGACUUUGUUAAGUGACGUCAUUGGUCCCAUAAUCCAAUCAUAGUUAUUAAUGUGAAAAAAGAAGAUCCAAUGUAAUAAACUCACAAUUUAUUUUUAUUAUUUUUCUUUCGAAUUAAAAUUUUGAAAACUUGAGUUGAGAGAGUAAUGUAAUGAUUUUUUUUUAUUAAAUAUUGUUUCUUGGUUGUUAUCUAAUUUUCCGAUCGGACCAAUGACUUCACCAAAAACAUUCGUCGAAUAAAAAAACAAUUUUGUUUUCCACUUUUAUUAAUAGUAAUUACUUGAAUAGUAUCGCUUAAUUUUGUAAAUACAAUUGUAAGGUAUAUUUACGUGUUUACUUAUAGGCAUAUUUUGAAAAUAUGUUUUGUCAAUUGUGCUGUGAAAUAGUUGAGCGUAUAAUUGUUAUUUUCUUAGUAUAAAGUCUAAUAAUGUUGUAACUGAUUGAAUAAAAUUGUAUAACUUCAUAUUUUUGGCUUUUCGUCAUCUAAUUUCGAUUCUUUUAAAAAUGAAACUAAAAAACGGAAAAUAUCAACUGUACGCCCACAAAAUAAACGAUUGAUGAAAAUAAAUAUAAAUGUAAGUUAAAGUUUGUAAUAUAUAGUUGAUAAAUGUAGUUAAAGAUACAAAAUAUAUAAUUAUAAAUGAAUAUAAUUUUCCAUGGAAUUCAUUAAAGUUAAGCGCGUUGAAUUUAAAUUCUGAAAUAGAUACCUAUAUACGUAAAGAAGUCUUAAUUUACACUAUUGUUCUGUACCAGUGAUUUGAUUGCAAUA